This is a messenger RNA of Oryzias melastigma (Indian medaka), 2404 nucleotides long. RefSeq lists its product as uncharacterized. The record is from RefSeq and is a predicted model, not a curated record. Lineage: Eukaryota; Metazoa; Chordata; Actinopteri; Beloniformes; Adrianichthyidae. The coding region runs from base 307 to 1572 and encodes 421 amino acids. The transcript is spliced from 2 exons.
UGUAAACCCUCUGGCUUCACAUCAAACCUGAAACGAUGGCUAUCUACAGUGUUUGACACUGCCAAAAUUCUGGGAAGUUGCAUAAGGAGGUCGAAAAUUAGCCAAAUUGUAGAUUCAGUUGAUGUAAACCAGUCCGAAUCUGAUCAACUGACUGACCAUGAAUCGAUCGACUAUCCUUUCUACAUUGAUGGAGUAGUUGAGAUCCUACAAAAAUGGACUCUAGACGAAGAUGAAGACAUUUCUAUUGCUUCUGUCCCCAAAGACGAAGACUUCUAUGCACAAGCGUCUUCAAUUGUCAGUGUCCUUAUGGAGACUAUGGUAAACUAUUCCCUGACAGAUCCAAGGACCUUCUCCCUGCAUCCUCCUGACAUGAGUGCAGUAGUGAAUCCAGUCAGAGACUUCUUGAUCAAACACAUCCCAGGUCCACAUGAACAAAUGUGGUUGCACUUCUUUGAAUUUGCUUCAGACAAAGUAAACACAACUGUGCAAACUCUGAGAAGGAAAGCCACUUAUUCCUUUUUUUUCAGUUUGGAAGACCCUGAGGAAGAGAAAACGUACACUCCCGUGAACCAAGACUUCGUCAUAGAUAAAUGUGUGGAUCUGUUUCAUAGCAUCAAUGAGUUACGUGAACCAAGUCUUCAGGACAGUAUCACCUGCUGUGGACUUCUUGAGGAGUUUUCACAAGAGUUGAUUGAAAUUUUGUUUCAGGAUGCAAUGCAUCAGUAUCAACAGAUUCUUCUCACUACCCCUCGAGCUUUGUCGAGAAAUGAAAAGAAUCAUCUCCACAAAGUCACAAUAGAAAUUGUGGAGACACUUGUGGCCGAAAUGCUACUGUGGUUCAAAAUAAAUCUGACUCACAGUGACAGAGUUUCUGGAGCUCUGGAAGACAUUGAAAAUCUGAUGGUGUAUCAAGAAAGGAUAAUAUCCACUUCAUCAAUGGAAGAUGAGUUAUCUUGUGAUGAGCUCUCUAAUGUAUCAUCGGAGGAAAAUGAGCUCUCUGAUGUAACACCAGGGGAAAAUGAGUUAUCUAAUGAAGCAUCAUGGGAAAAUGACUUCUCCAGUGCAACAGAAGAUAAACAUGAAAACGACCACUGUUGGAGCUCAAGUUCUCCUUGCGAAAGGGUUUUUGAAACUGAAUUAUUUGAGUUUCCAAAACCAGGAGAAAUUCCAAAAGACUCCAACACCAUGGUCAUUUUACUACUUGUGUGGGCUCUGUCAUACUAUAUGAAAAAAACAAAAAGAAGUCAAGAGAAGGACGAAAUCCAAACCAUCAUACAGCAUCUUUCGGAUCUAACCUUGCCAGACAAUAAUUCUGAGCUUUUAUCCAAAGAGGAGGAAAUGAGGGAAAUCCUUGAGACCCUCAGGAAAUACUUGGGCUCUUCAGAGGGUCUCUUGAAGGCUACAAUGGCAUUAGAGGACCCAUCAUUUAUUCAAACCAUCAUUGCUUGCCUCAAGGAGAAGCUCAAUGUGACAACUGAACCUCGCAAGAAAAGCAGAGCCAAGAUUUUUUUCUCACAAGUAGGAAAAGUCAUGACUAGGUUUUUCAGAUGUUUGUUUAAGACUUCAGAGUAGCUUUUUUUUCUCCAACUUUAUGGUUGGGGCUACUCCUACUGUACCAGAAAGGGAACUUUUCUGUCCGUGUUUAGGGCCAAAUUAGUUUUAGUAGGAGAAAAAUGUGAUAUUUGAAAGAAAUUAUCAUAUGGGGUAGCUGUAGAGUGGGAGUGCAUAUGAUUGCAGCAAGGGCUCUGAAUUAGCUUUUUUUAGUUAGUAGUGGCUAGUAACAUCAAAAGUUUACCAGCCAAAUUAGAUUUCCAGUAGGAAAACAUUUCUCUGGAAUAAAGGAUGUAUUUGAAAGUAAGCAGUUAUUCUUUUGGUUAAAAAAAAAAAAAUUAAAGAGUAGCCUUAUUUCAGGUUUUAUAACAAUACAGAAUUUUACUAUUUUACUUAUGUCAGUGGUAACAUUCAUAUGCUUGUAGCAAGGGCUCUAAAUGAGCUUUUUUAGUUAGUAGUGGCCGGUAACAUUAAAAGUUUACCAGCCAAAUUAGAUUUCCAGUAGGAAAACAUUUCUCUGGAAUAAAGGAUGUAUUUGAAAAGUAAGCAGUUACUCUUUUGGUUAAAAGAUCAAAAAAGAAAAAUUAAAAAUUAAAAGAGUAGCCUUAUGUCAGGUUUUAAAACCACACAGAAUUUUACUCUUCUUUUUUUACUAUUUUACUUAUGUCAGUGGGAAAUUUCAAAUGCUUGUAGCAAGGGCUCUAAAUGAGAUUUUUUAGUUAGUAGUGGCCGGUAACAUCCAAAGUUUACCAGCCAAAUUAGAUUUCUGGUAGGAAAACACUUCUUUGGAAAAAAAGGAUGCAUUUUAAAUUAGCAGCUAUUCUUUUGCUUAAAAAAAAGAAAGGAAAAAAAA